CAUACUGUACAAAAAAAAAAGAAAUUUUGUUCGCGACCGGUAUUAAAAAAUAGUACUGAUGUCAAAUCCAAAGCAGAUAAACGAAAUGAUAUAGCAAAUGCUCAGCAAGAUCCAUUACUGUUAAUGCAGGACGAACAACUACUUGAUUAUGCAAAAAAAUUGGAAAAAUCUCUCACAAGAGAAAUGACAAAUAAUGAGGAAGAAACGUCUGAACAUAAAGAGGAACAAAUAGUGCUGAACAAUAAGUCUACUAAAAAAAAUGCAAGUGAGGUCGAAGAAAAUACAGACAAAAUUAAUAAUGAUUUUAAAUACAAUUCACAUGAAACAAAAUAUAAUUUUACUCUAGUAAUUUUAAAUGCUAUAACGAAGAUACGAUUCAGUAUAAAAAAUAUACAACAGGAUGUACAUUUGAUGAAAAACAAACUAUUUGGAUACGAAAUUGGUAAAUUGGAAGCAGCUUUGAAGCAACAUAAAUUGGAUAUCCCCUUCAAUGAUUUUGACGCAUGGGCUCAAUUUCAAAUUUUGAUCGAGAUGGAUAAAACUAUAAAUGAUUCUUUUGUUACUACAAUUGAGUUAUGCUUAGAUAAAGUAUCUAAUAAUCCAACAAAAAGCAUAACUAAUAUAUUAAAAAAAAUUAUGACUCGAGAACUCGCAACACAGUUUACUGCAAUAAAAAAAAGUACUAAUAAAGAGAAUAUUUUUAAAGAUCAAAAGGCAUAUCUCCCUAUUAAAA
Temnothorax curvispinosus is the source of this 733-nucleotide messenger RNA. RefSeq lists its product as uncharacterized. The annotation marks the transcript as partial. The transcript is spliced from 4 exons. The record is from RefSeq and is a predicted model, not a curated record. Lineage: Eukaryota; Metazoa; Arthropoda; Insecta; Hymenoptera; Formicidae.